CUGGAAGUUGACUCACGCACAUAGGCUGGUUUUUGGUCAAUCCCAUGAUCUGAGACAUAACAAGAUGUUAAUAUUUUUUGAUAGAAGUACUCUUCCGUUUAAAGAUGGCGUUGUUAGCAUUAUGUGAAUCAUAAGAACAAGAUCUUUGCCUCUAACAGAUCCUUCUCGCCUGUGAACUGAAUAUAAGCAGAUGGAGUAUCGCAUUGAGAAUACUUGGGACAGUUUAUCUGUUAACCAUGAUCCAGUAAAGAUUAGAUUUUCCCCUGGUGAAGGCGGCUUACGGAUGGAAGUUUCAGCUCCCUUCUUCAACGAUCCUCCAGCUCCACCUGGUCCCUCUGGGCAACCUUUCCCUGGACUGUGGGAUUAUGAAGUGGUGGAAUCAUUCUUCUUGAACAGCUCCAAUGAGAAGUACCUCGAGGUGGAAGUGUGCCCACAUGGCCAGCACUUGAUACUCCUGUUGUCUGGGAAACACAAUGCUUUUCAGCAAGCACUGCCUCUGGCAUUCAGUGCCACAAUCGAUGGAGACAGAUGGAGCGGUGAAGCACUCCUGCCUUGGAGAUAUUUCCCACCAGGUGUAGACAAGAUGAACUCCUACGCCAUCCAUGGGGCAGGGGGCUCUAGGAUCUAUGAGGCUUUGUACCCAGUACCCAAGGCAGAUCUUGUGGAGGGCCAAGGACCAGACUUCCACCGACUUGAAUACUUCCAGUCCUUCAGCCUGCAGAGUAUCAUGGGUGACGAAUGGGUACAGCCUGAAUCUGACCUUUGGCAAGGAAAACGCUGACUGAUUGAGUCCUGAAGCUACAGUCACAAGUUCAAAGGGCUAAUUCCUUAUUACAGUAUUGAUAACUGUGUUAUCAAUAUAAUGAGAAUAUAAACUGUUUAUUAUAGCUUGUAAAUUUAUAUUGCAUUAAUGGUAUGUCAGAGAAAAAUAUUACCCAAUGUUUUAAUCAGAUAAAUACACUUUACUAUACAACAUACACAGUAACAUAAAUAUGCAGUGGUGAUAAGUAAAGAUUUAAUCGGUGGAACAGGAUUACUGCAAGUGGCUGACAAAAUUGCAGCUCUUAAGUAAUUAACACAUUUAAUGCAUAUGUUGCUGUUCCAACCAUUUUGAAAGAUGUUUUCCCUCUGUGUUUCUUGUAAAAAAAAGUUCUUUGUAUGUGCAUGUUAAAUCAGGGAUAUCACUACCAAUCAUAAAAUAACAAGUGUAAUUCUAUAAUUUAUUUAAAUAUGUCUACCAUCUGUCUUUGGAAACAAUCUGGUAAAUUGUACAAAAAUCUGAGAAUUGCAUUUAGACAUGAACAGUAAAAAAAAAACACCUGGAAACAGAUGCAGUUUUAGUAUAGCAUAUGCUCUGUCAAACUGUCAAAAAGGACCACUCAGUUUGUACAGCACUUCUGCCCAUCUGAUGACACCUGUCCAAAGUACAGUGCUUGAUGAUCAGAGUGGUGCCAUUUGGAACACCUACCAUAAAAUAAUGACAUGUAAUCAUAUGCAAUUACAAUGCACAGUGUGCGCAAUGUGCAGUCAACCCAUAAGAGCUUUAGUCCAUAUAUUUGUGUACAGAAAAGAAAAUAACCAAUUUUGCUACUCUAUUUAAGUUAUGUCCAACUUUCCCUCAGUAGUAACUCUUAUCUCUCUUUUCCCUGUCUUUUUACCUCCAAAUGGACCCAGGCACAUUCCUAUGUGUAUUUAGUUUUUAUUCCAAUCUCUUCUCAGCCUUAUGAAGACCCCAGUCCUUACCAUGCUCUUGCUACUGCAUCAGAAAUAAAGAAGAAAAAAAAACACUUUGCUCAUCCGA
Messenger RNA from Clupea harengus (Atlantic herring), 1801 nucleotides. It is a transcript of the gene c22h4orf33, whose product is annotated as chromosome 22 C4orf33 homolog. The record is from RefSeq and is a predicted model, not a curated record. Lineage: Eukaryota; Metazoa; Chordata; Actinopteri; Clupeiformes; Clupeidae.